AAUAUGCAACGAAAGUGAUUGCAAGGAUUAAAAAACCACUAUUUGGCUUAAUUUUUCAACAAUGCAACGUCUCAAGGCCGCAAAAUUUACAUUUUCGUUGGUAAAAAUUGAGAGCUGUCAAAUUUGACAAUUCAAAUUGCUAACCUCACAAGUUUUGUAAACAUGCUGUAAAUAAUCGUUCGUUUUUAUUUAUUAUCUGUAUAUAAGUAAUUUAAUUUAUUAAUCAAGUGGAAGUGUGGCUUUUUAGGUUAUUUAUUUAUUUAUAAUUAUGCUGAAUGACACUUUUGAUGAUUUUAAUUUCACAAAUUUCGCAAAUUCGGUGUCUCAACCCAAGAAUGGCGUUUCCUUCGACGACUCCCUCUUCCUCGACUCACAAGAACUCUCAAUUUUGCAAAACUCGGAUCAAGAAACGAAAAAAAUCGACGAUUAUUUCAGUUCGCCUCUAGUACCAACCUUACAGAACGAAAAGUAUAAUUCGAGCAUGGACAGUGACAUUUUCGGGUGUGAUUCCCCCAAAUCGGGACUUUUCGACUCGCCACGUGACCUGAACCCGGCCAAUGACACUCAAAGCCAAUCGAGUCUUUUCGACUCGCCACGUGACCUAAAACCGACCAAUGACGACUCGCCGUUGGCGGAACCCUCCCCAUUGCAAACACGUGACCUGGAACCGACCAAUGACAAUCAAGCAUUGGCAUCAUGGGGCCUCCCCGCCGCCAUUUUGGACAAAUACACGUCACGGAAGAUUACUAGGAUGUUCCCCUGGCAGGUAGAGUGUCUCAAUAACCCAAAAGUGUUGAAAAUGAAUAAAAAUUUGGUUUACUCGGCUCCCACCUCGGCCGGUAAAACUCUAGUCGCUGAGAUUUUAUCGAUCAAAACUGUGUUAGAAAGGUCAAAAAAAGUGAUUUUUAUCCUCCCUUUUGUGUCAGUGGUUCGGGAGAAGAUGUUUUAUUUUCAAGAUAUUUUUGGGGGGAGUGGGGUGCGUGUGGAGGGCUUCAUGGGGUCGUACAACCCCCCUGGGGGGUUCAAAUCGGUCCAGUUUGCCGUCUGUACCAUCGAGAAGGCCAACAGUCUCAUUAAUACGUUCCUCCAAGAUGGGAGUUUGGGGGAAAUUGGGGCUGUCGUCAUCGACGAAAUGCACCUCCUCGGGGAAUCCCACCGAGGCUACAUCCUUGAACUUUUGCUAACGAAACUCAAAUACAUGACCUUGAAAGAUGAAACAAUUGAAAUACAAAUAAUCGGCAUGAGUGCCACUCUCCCUAACCUCAAAACCCUCGCUGAUUGGCUAGACGCCGAACUGUACGUCACCGACUUCCGACCAAUCCCCUUACACGAACAAGUGUUGCUAGGCGACACACUCUACGACACGAAAUUCUCAUUGGUGCGCCGCUUGGAGCCCCUCCCCCACCCCGACACCGACCACAUCCUCCAAUUGUGUCUCGAGACGAUCACAGCCAACUGUUCCGUCUUGAUUUUCUGUCCGACGAAAAACUGGUGCGAGAAUUUAGCCACGCAGAUAGCACAAGCGUUCUAUACUUUGGGGCGGGGCGACACAAACCACGCCCUCCAUAAACAAUUAAACGCCGAGGCGAUUGCCGAGCUAUUGACACAACUAUCGCUCAGUCCGAUUGGUUUGGACGAUGUUUUACGCAAAACUGUGUCUUUUGGGGUGGCGUUUCACCACGCCGGCUUGACCAUGGAUGAGCGUGAUAUAAUCGAGGGCGGGUUUAGGGGCGGAGUUAUCCGAGUUUUGGUAGCUACAUCGACGCUUUCGUCGGGGGUUAAUCUACCGGCACGACGGGUGAUUAUACGCACGCCCAUGUUCCAUGGGAGACCCAUCGAUGGGUUGAGUUACCGGCAAAUGGUCGGAAGGGCGGGGCGUAUGGGUAAGGAUACAUCCGGUGAAAGUAUACUAGUGUGUCAAAAAAGUGACGAAAAAUUCGUUAGAAAAUUAUUCGAGGAGGAGUUGGACCCGAUUGUCAGUUGUUUGGAACAAGAUGGACGAUUAAGACGCGCCAUCUUGGAAAUAGUAGCAAGUGGAGUAGCCACCACCCCUGAUGAUGUUCAUUUAUUUGCAAAAUGUACCCUUUUGGGUCACACUAGUGUUGAGGAGGCUUUGGAUUUUUUGACAACCAAUGAGUUUCUUCGUCUUGGUGAUCAGAAAUAUACACCAAGUGGGCUUGGCAAAGCCUGCUUGACUUCGUCAAUACCACCCGAAGAUGGUCUUGCCCUUUUCGCAGAAUUGGACAAGGCACGACAGUGUUUUGUUUUGGAUACUGAACUCCAUUUGGUUUAUUUGGUCACUCCGUAUAGUGCGUGUCACCAAUGGGGCCAUCUUGAUUGGAUGAAUUAUUUGCAAAUAUGGGAGAAGCUCCCCUCCAGUAUGCGAAAGGUGGGGGAAUUGGUGGGGGUAAGAGAGAGUUAUAUAGUUGCAGGAACGCGUGGUAACCCCCAAACUAGUACCUCGCAACUCUAUCAAAAGCUCCAAGUGCACAAAAGAUUCUAUAUAGCACUAGCACUCCAAGACUUGGUUAAUGAGCGCCCCCUGUCGGCGGUUUGUGCCAAAUUCGGUUGUAACCGCGGUUUGUUACAAAUGUUACAAUUGACAGCCGCCACCUUUGCCGGUAUGGUAACCUCCUUCAGUCGACAAUUGGGUUGGUCGAAUGUCGAAAUCCUCAUUUCGCAAUUCCAAGAUCGCCUCCAUUUUGGUGUAUCACGUGACCUACUUGAUUUGAUGCGUUUGCCUCUGCUUAAUGGACGCAGCGCACGAGCUUUAUACAAUUCCGGUCUUGAAACACUCAUCCAAAUCGCCAACUCGGAUGUGGACACAAUCGAAUCGAUUUUCCUCAAAGUGGUACCAUUCGAAAGUACCAAAUUGAGGGAGGGGGAAACUGAGCAUGCGCUGAGACGGCGCAACAAAUUUCGCAACAUUUGGAUCACGGGAAAAGAGGGCUUGACUGAGGGACAAGCCGCUGAGUUGAUUUUGAGGAGUGCGCGGGAGUUUUUGAGGAUCGAAAUGGGACUCAAAGAGGCGAAAUGGGGCCCAAUCAAGUCUGAGAUUAGUUUGAAUUCAACAGGAGACUUCAUAGUGGCCUCACAGGACGAAAGCGUGUCUUUCAAAACCCCCAAAAAGAGGGGGCGACGUCGUGGAAGCGGGGAAACCCCCGUUAAGAAACCUCGGAUGUCAUUUGACCUUGAAACAGUCGAUGUGUGUAGUCAUGACCGCCUCUUCGGCUCGUUUACUCAAGAAGUCAAAAGUGCUACAAUUGUGUCACUCGCCCUCGUCUCGUGUGUUAAAACUCGACGAGUGAUUGGUUUGAGUGACACUGGGGUUACAAUUGAGGGGUUUGCCCUCUUUUGGGGCGGCUCCACCACCUACUAUCUCGAUAUGAAUAAAAAACGUGAAACUAUAGACGUGAUCCGCCAUAUUGUCAAUGAUAAACAAAAAACGAUCAUUAUGUGCGACUGCAAAGAACAAAUCAAAGUGUUACAAAAGUGGUGUGGGGUGGAGUUUGGGUCACGUGUCGAAGACCCGAAAGUCGCUGAUUGGUUGUUGGAACCUGAGGGGCGUGAAAAAAACCUACAAGAGUUGGUUCAAGUUUAUUGCCCGGAUUUGGGCCCAAUGUUAGUAAAGCCGGUCCUGGAACCGAAAUUACGCUCAAUUUUUGAGUGUUAUCUCAGUUGGCAAAUUGUGAAAAGUGUCAAAACUCAACUGUCAGAAAUUAAUCUUUUGACAGUUUUUGACCUUGAAAUGUCAAUUUUGCGCAUUUUGGCCAAUAUGGAGUUGGCUGGGAUUGGGGUCAAUAAACCCGCUCUAAGUAAUCUAGUCGACUUACUCACACGUGAACAAAAGACUAUCGAGCGUCAAGGUCACGCUCUCGCCGGCCGCCAUUUUUCCUUCGCUUCGUCUAAACAACUGUCAAAAAUCCUCCAAUCAGACACUGGGAAAAAAAGUUUGCAAAAAAAUGCCAAUCCACUCGCUGACUUGAUCCUCAAAUGGCGUAAAAUCAGUGCUGCCACUAGUAAAACCUUGCAACCGCUCAUUCGAUUGGUGGAAAAUGGCCGAAUUUUCGGUUGUUAUGUUACCCACACUGCGACAGGUCGGAUCAGUAUGCACGAACCGAAUUUACAAAAUGUCGCAAAAAAUUUUGACAUUUCCGGUAUUGAGGUUAGUUGUCGACAGGCAUUUGUUCCAAACGAUGGUCACGUGAUGGUUUCGGCCGAUUUCUGCCAAUUGGAAUUGAGGAUUUUGGCGCACUUGUCACGUGAUGAGGUCUUGUGUCAGAUUUUGAGGAGGGAGGGCGACAUCUUUCGGGCCGUGGCGGCGAAAUGGAACGGAAUGUCAGAAAUUGAGGUCACAGAAGAGUUGCGUCAACGGGCAAAACAAAUUUGUUAUGGGAUUAUAUACGGGAUGGGGAGCAAGGCGUUAGCCGAGCAAUUGAGCAUUGAAGAGUCACAGGCGACUAGAUUUAUGCAAUCAUUUCGAAAUGCCUACCCAGGGGUCCAAAAAUACGUCACUGAGGUGGUGGAGACUUGUCGUAAAAAAGGUUUUGUUGAAACUUUGGCCGGUAGGAGGCGCUUUUUGCCGCACAUUAACCACAAAAAUGGCGCUGUUAGAAGUCAAGCCGAACGUCAAGCUGUCAAUACCACAAUCCAAGGUUCUGCUGCUGAUAUAGUGAAGAGGACGAUGAUAAGGCUUGAAACGGUGUUUUUAGGGGAAAAACAAGUCAAGUUGGUAUUACAUCUUCACGAUGAGUUGCUAUACGAAGUACCGGAAGCGAGUCUAGGGAAUUUUGUUCGAAUUUUAAAGAAGGAAAUGGAGGAAAGUGUCAAAUUGUCAAUUCCGUUUCCGGUGAAGGUCAAGACUGGGCCCAAUUGGGGGCAAUUGACUGAAUAUAAAUUGUAACUGAGGCACUCUGUAUAUUUUUGGUAUUAAAUUGAUGCGAUUUUUAA
This is a messenger RNA of Tribolium madens (black flour beetle), 4950 nucleotides long. It is a transcript of the gene DNApol-theta, whose product is annotated as DNA polymerase theta. Bases 269 to 4903 code for a protein of 1544 amino acids. NCBI's taxonomy places the organism in Eukaryota, Metazoa, Arthropoda, Insecta, Coleoptera, Tenebrionidae. The record is from RefSeq and is a predicted model, not a curated record. Gene Ontology annotation, molecular function: DNA-directed DNA polymerase activity; ATP binding; DNA binding. Gene Ontology annotation, biological process: DNA-templated DNA replication; double-strand break repair via alternative nonhomologous end joining. The transcript has 4 exons.